Messenger RNA from Mus caroli (Ryukyu mouse), 3426 nucleotides. The record is from RefSeq and is a predicted model, not a curated record. Lineage: Eukaryota; Metazoa; Chordata; Mammalia; Rodentia; Muridae.
CACGUCGACGUCCGCACGCCGAGGCGGAGCCUGGCGAGCACGCGUGGAGCGUGGGUUCGCGUUCCGUCGCGGGUCUCCUGCGCCGGUGGCGUGCAGUUCCCGGAGAACCGAUAAGCUGCGGAAGCCGCGAAAGCUGCGGGCCGCCGAUCGCCCGCCUUGGCUCCGUGCCUGCGCGCGCCCGAGAGCGGGCCGGGCCCACCAUGGCCCACCGCUGCCUGCUGCUGUGGAGCCGGGGCGGCUGCCGUCGCGGCCUUCCUCCCCUGCUCGUGCCCAGCGGCUGCCUGGGUCCCGGCCGGCGGCCCUGCCUCCGUACGCUCUAUCAGUAUGCUACUGUCCAGACAGCAAGCAGCAGGCGUUCUCUGCUGAGGGAUGUAAUUGCUGCUUAUCAAAGAUUCUGUUCUCGACCUCCCAAAGGAUUUGAAAAGUACUUUCCUAACGGGAAAAAUGGAAAAAAGGCCAGUGAACCUAAGGAAGCUGUUGGAGAAAAAAAAGGUAGUUUAAGAAGAAGGUUGAGUUCGCUAUUUUCCUUUACUGUUUCUAUCAGAGAGUCACCAGCAGUUGGCUGCAUAACUGUAGUUAUACACAGCCAGAGUUCAGUGGGCCCCGUGGACAGACUAGAAGUUGUCAACAAGCGUUUCGUACGUGUGACCUUUACACCAGGAAAAACUCCGGUUGAUGGGCAAUACGUCUGGUUUAAUAUUGGCAGUGUUGACACAUUUGAGCGGAAUCUGGAGACUUUGCAGCAAGAAUUGGGCAUAGAAGGGGAGAACCGGGUCCCUGUGGUUUACAUUGCUGAGAGCGAUGGCUCCUUCCUGCUGAGCAUGUUGCCCACCGUACUCAUUAUCGCUUUUCUACUCUACACCAUAAGAAGAGGGCCCGCUGGCAUUGGUCGGACCGGCCGGGGAAUGGGUGGACUCUUCAGCGUUGGGGAAACCACAGCCAAGGUCUUAAAGGAUGAGAUAGAUGUGAAGUUUAAAGAUGUGGCUGGCUGUGAGGAGGCCAAGCUAGAAAUAAUGGAAUUUGUGAAUUUCUUGAAAAACCCAAAGCAAUAUCAAGACCUAGGAGCAAAAAUCCCAAAGGGUGCCAUUCUCACCGGUCCCCCAGGUACUGGGAAGACGCUGCUAGCUAAGGCCACAGCUGGAGAAGCCAAUGUCCCCUUUAUCACUGUGAGCGGAUCUGAAUUUCUGGAGAUGUUUGUUGGCGUUGGUCCAGCCAGAGUCCGAGACUUAUUUGCCCUUGCUCGGAAGAAUGCGCCUUGCAUUCUCUUCAUUGAUGAGAUUGAUGCUGUGGGAAGGAAGCGCGGCAGAGGCAACUUCGGUGGGCAGAGCGAGCAGGAGAACACACUCAACCAGCUGCUUGUGGAGAUGGACGGCUUCAACACAACCACCAAUGUGGUCAUCCUGGCAGGCACAAAUCGACCAGACAUCCUGGAUCCAGCUCUGUUGAGACCAGGCCGCUUUGACAGGCAGAUUUUUAUUGGACCCCCAGACAUAAAAGGACGAGCCUCAAUCUUCAAAGUUCACCUUCGACCAUUGAAGCUGGACAGUGCCUUGGAAAAAGAUAAAUUGGCCAGAAAACUGGCGUCCUUAACUCCAGGGUUUUCAGGCGCUGAUGUUGCCAAUGUCUGCAAUGAAGCCGCUUUGAUUGCUGCAAGACACCUUUCAGAUGCCAUUAAUGAGAAGCACUUCGAACAAGCGAUUGAGCGAGUGAUUGGAGGCUUGGAGAAAAAAACCCAAGUUCUGCAGCCUGAGGAGAAGAAGACGGUGGCUUACCACGAAGCAGGCCACGCGGUCGCUGGCUGGUAUCUGGAGCAUGCAGACCCACUCUUAAAGGUCUCCAUCAUCCCGCGUGGCAAGGGGCUGGGCUAUGCUCAGUACUUGCCCAAGGAGCAGUAUCUGUACACAAAGGAGCAGCUGCUGGACAGGAUGUGCAUGACUCUGGGCGGCCGUGUCUCUGAGGAGAUCUUCUUCGGGAGAAUUACAACCGGUGCCCAGGACGACUUGAGGAAGGUUACCCAGAGUGCCUAUGCCCAGAUUGUUCAGUUUGGCAUGAACGAGAAAGUGGGGCAGAUCUCCUUUGACCUCCCACGACAGGGGGACAUGGUGUUAGAGAAGCCUUACAGUGAGGCCACUGCACGGAUGAUAGACGAUGAAGUGAGGAUACUCAUCAGCGAUGCCUACAGAAGGACGGUGGCUCUUCUCACAGAGAAGAAGGCUGACGUGGAGAAGGUCGCUCUCUUACUGUUAGAAAAGGAAGUCCUAGACAAGAAUGACAUGGUUCAGCUUCUCGGUCCCAGACCAUUUACAGAAAAGUCCACAUAUGAAGAAUUUGUGGAAGGCACUGGCAGCUUAGACGAGGACACUUCUCUUCCUGAAGGCCUUAAAGAUUGGAACAAGGAGCGGGAGAAGGAGGAGAAGAAGGAGAAGGAGAAGGAGAAGGAGGAGCCGCUGAAUGAGAAGGUUGUCAGCUAGGCUGGGGGCUGCAGGCCCCUUUGCUUUGUCCUCCCAGGGCUUCAGUCUGAACAAGGGCCCUGCUGCAGAACCAGCAGCCGAGUCAGCCAGAGUCAGCCAGGCGGAGAAGAUGGUCUCCAUUACAGCUGAGGGCAGCAGCAACUGCAGCAACUGCCCAGGGCUGGGAAGGAGACUUCCUCAGCCUCGCCCUCACGAACAGUGGCUGGAACAGGAGAGACAGCACCAUCUGCUGAGGCCUGUCCCGGGGGAGACUUUUCCUACCACCCUCUCUUCAUUCCUCCUGUGACAUCUCUGCAGACGUACUGUGAAAUUCAGUUGGAGUCCUAAUAAGAAUAUUUUGAUUCAACCAAAUAUUUUCAAAUUUGAAUUCAGAUCACUUGUUGCUGUUUUAAUGGAAUGGUUUUCUAUAGAGAACUGUACCAUAUUUAAAAACAUGAAUGUAUUAUGUAAAUAUGGAGUCUUUAUAUCAGAAAUAAAGGUGGACAUUGCACUUUUUUCCUGAGCAUAUGAAGGGUUGCCAUGCUGUGCUUAUGUAGAAAACAUAAUGUCAAGGAGUUAAGUGUGCUUUGUCUUGGAGAUGGACUCCUCAAAAGCUCACCUUGCUGGUCUCAUCAGCUCCCACAGAAACCCGCAGCCUUCCAGAUUCAUGCCCCGACCAGUACUGUUGGAUCCAGGAGCCAGUCAUCGGGAGCAGCUGUGGUAACUGCAUCAGCUAGGUUCCCCCUGAGCUGUCACGACUAAGUGGACAUUGUGCCAUCUAGGCUACACUGCCCUGAACCAUCCGAGUUCAGAGAGGCGAUGGUGGGUCAGGGUGUGUGCUGGAGGUGUGCUGGGAACUGUUGCUCUUGUCGGUCACCAGGAGAGGGUUACACGGAUGGCACAGUGACGAUUGACUCAUCUUCAAAUGAGAUUUUGAGCUUCGAGGUAAUAGCUAAUUUUGUUUUGUUUUUGGGUU